GCGACCAGCCGGAGGAGAAAGAACAUGGCGGGCGCAGCGGGGCCCGGGACCGGCCCGGGGGCAGCGGGAGGAGAUGGAGACGAUUCGCUAUACCCGAUCGCGGUUUUAAUCGACGAGCUCCGCAACGAGGAUGUGCAGCUCCGCCUUAACAGUAUUAAGAAGUUAUCCACAAUCGCUCUAGCACUUGGGGUGGAAAGGACGCGAACAGAACUGCUGCCGUUCCUUACAGAUACAAUUUACGACGAAGAUGAGGUACUGUUAGCUCUUGCUGAACAACUGGGAAAUUUCACUGGUCUGGUGGGAGGUCCUGACUUUGCCCACUGUCUGCUGCCUCCUUUGGAAAGUCUGGCGACUGUAGAAGAGACGGUGGUUCGAGACAAGGCCGUGGAGUCGCUGCGGCAGAUCUCCCAGGAACACACUCCUGUGGCCCUGGAAGUGCACUUUGUCCCUCUGGUGAAGCGCCUGGCGAGCGGGGACUGGUUCACUUCUCGCACAUCUGCGUGUGGCUUGUUCAGCGUUUGCUAUCCCAGGGCUUCAGAUGCCAUCAGAGCAGAAAUUAGACAGCACUUCCGUUCGUUGUGCUCAGAUGACACUCCCAUGGUACGACGGGCUGCUGCUUCCAAACUGGGUGAAUUUGCAAAAGUUCUGGAAUUAGACAGUGUGAAAAGUGAAAUUGUUCCGUUGUUCACUAACCUAGCUUCAGACGAGCAGGAUUCCGUGCGCCUCCUAGCUGUGGAAGCUUGUGUCAGCAUCGCCCAGUUACUGUCCCAGGAGGACCUGGAGGCUCUGGUGAUGCCCGCACUCCGGCAGGCAGCGGAAGAUAAAUCUUGGAGGGUUCGCUACAUGGUGGCUGACAAGUUUUCAGAGCUCCAGAAAGCUGUGGGUCCUAAAAUCACCCUAAAUGACCUCAUCCCCGCCUUUCAGAACCUACUUAAAGACUGUGAAGCUGAAGUCCGAGCAGCUGCCGCCCACAAAGUGAAAGAACUUUGUGAGAACUUGCCCACUGAAGGUAGAGAGACCAUAAUUAUGAAUCAGAUUCUGCCCUAUAUAAAGGAAUUAGUAUCUGAUACAAAUCAACAUGUCAAAUCGGCUCUAGCUUCUGUAAUUAUGGGAUUGUCUACCAUUUUGGGAAAAGAGAAUACCAUCGAACACCUUCUACCUCUUUUUUUAGCUCAGUUAAAGGAUGAGUGUCCGGAAGUUCGUUUGAACAUCAUCUCUAACUUGGAUUGUGUGAACGAAGUGAUCGGGAUCCGUCAGCUCUCGCAGUCUCUCCUUCCUGCCAUCGUGGAGCUGGCUGAAGAUGCCAAGUGGAGGGUGCGGCUGGCCAUCAUCGAGUAUAUGCCCCUGCUGGCGGGCCAGCUGGGUGUGGAGUUCUUUGACGAAAAGCUGAAUUCUUUAUGUAUGGCCUGGCUGGUGGACCAUGUGUAUGCCAUCCGCGAAGCCGCCACCAACAACCUCAUGAAGCUCGUUCAGAAGUUUGGAACCGAGUGGGCCCAGAGCACCAUCGUUCCCAGAGUGCUGGUCAUGGCGAAUGAUCCCAAUUACUUGCACAGAAUGACCACUUUAUUCUGCAUUAACGCGCUGUCAGAAGCCUGCGGUCAGGAAAUCACCACGAAGCACAUGCUGCCCGUUGUGCUGAAAAUGGCAGGGGACCAAGUGGCGAAUGUCCGUUUCAAUGUAGCCAAAUCUCUUCAGAAAAUUGGACCCAUUCUGGAUACUGAUGCUUUGCGGGAGGAAGUGAAGCCAGUACUACAGAAGUUAGGCCAGGAUGAAGACAUGGACGUCAAGUACUUCGCACAGGAAGCCAUAAGUGUGCUUGCAUUGGCAUAAUGAGGAACAGGAGGGACAAGACUUUACUAAAUCCUUACCACAGAUUUCUAGUCAAUGUGCUCUUAUGCUGGGUGGAGAGAGCGUGGAAAACCUUCAAGACCUCAUCCAAGCAAAUGGCAGCAACUUACAAGAGAUCGAAUUUCAGUGACUUGAUCCUUUCUGAAGAUGAAAUGGGAUUGUUUUUCACUUGUCUUCAGUUUUGGGAUAAUUUAUUUAAUUCUUGUUUGUGACCAGUCCCUGACACUUGGUCAGUCAUAUGUUGAUUGUCUCCUAAUGAUUAUCCAGCACCAUCGGGGCUCACGCCUCCUCGCUGUUUAUGUUUAGUCAGGCGCUGGCCUCUUACCGUCUCCCACCAAGCCUGGAUGGGUUUGGACCCAGACAGGGAGUGGAGCGGUGUUCUUGGUGUUUACAUGUUAUCUGUCUGUGUGUGUCUCUCCACGAUUCCACAUUAGAUACACAUGAUGUGGGAUAACUUAUUGUAUGAACACUCUCUUUGGGAGCUGCGCCGAGAGGUCGUGUAGUGGGUGCCACAUUUUCCUGGCCACUGGCGAUCGGCAUUAGUGGCUCAUGUGAAUCGGGAGUAUGGCAGCUCGGGGUUCACGUGUUGGUUGUUUUUGGUUUUAUGUGCUUGCUUUUGGCUGUAAUCAUGUCCUUUGGAAACCUGAAAUACAGGUGUGUCUUGCUGCUGACGUGCGGUGUUGGGACCUCACUGAAUUUCAGUGGCUCAGCACCGGGACUGCCUUCAGACAUCGCCUCCUCCCUCCUUCCCUCCCCCCACCUCCUCUCCUGGUCUCCCCACCAGGAGACUUAAAACUUAGUGCCUCCUAAUAAGCAGUCGUUGUACUGCUUCAUUUUAAGAUUGCUGUUUUAUGUGUCUGCUGAGCAGGGCAACCACUGGUGGGCUUCUGGAAGGGUUUCCUGCCCCCUGCCUGGCUCCGCCUCCAGCUGCUGACAUCUGGCCCUUGCUGCCUCGUGCCGCUGGGGCUCCAGACCGAAGCUUCCUUACUGGCGUCUUGGUGCGGGCUAUGCUGGAGACUUAGCGUUUGCAAUGUUUGUUUUUCUGCUUUAUGGUAAAACCUCAUUAAUUUCUCCUGGAAUUUAAGAUGAUGAGCUAAGCCAAAGGAUUUGCUGGCGGAAAUUAAUAGUCUAUAAGGAAGCCCGUUGUAUCUGAACUACUUGAAUCAUUUUAAAAAGCACCCUUUAGCAGUUGAUAUGCCAAUUACUGGUCACUCUUUUUAGUUUUACUAAAAUACCUUCCAUGGGGAUUGUUAGAAGCUACCCCUUUCUUUUAGAUGUAUUCGUUUUACUCUUGAUCCCUGAAAUAUUUUAAGUAUGUUUUUCACGGAGAAUAUAACUACUUUUUCUUUUGGAUUUAUGUAUAUUUUUCAUCUACUCACACUCGCAUUGUUCCGAUGAAUUUUAGUUAAUUAAUGAAGCUUCACUGUAGCUUGUGUUUUGCUUCUUGGACGUUGCUGUGUGGUUUGCUUGUUUCCAUUUUGGUUGUUGAAUUGUUUUCUUUCACUCACAAGCUCUUGUAAACCCAGCGAGCCCUGUUCUGCUCUGUGAGGGCGAAGACUCACUGUAAAGCUCUGCACGCGAGACCGUUACGUUGGACCAAAUGCUUCCGGGUUUGUCAUAUCCUAGAGACACAGAACCUGACUCAGACGUUACUGCCUGCGUUCGCAACUGCCAGCCUACCUUCUGGGACGUUUCUAUUUUGUUACCUUUUGGGCAAGGAUCAGAUCUAUUCCUGGGCAAAAAAAUGUUCCUGCAUGCUCAUUUUAACGUCUUAAUGUUGAUGCUGUAAACAUUUAAUUUUAGUUUCAUAGUUUUUUGUUUGUUAUUCUCUCCGGGCUGUGUUCCGCUUCGGUGAGUUGCAUAUUUGAGAGGCUGUUUCAUGCUUAAAACAGACUCCACAGCUAUUGCUUCGCGCUUUGGUUGGGAAUGCCGUUGGUUUGGGGACAGACUUUUAAAUGCCUUUUAGAUGUGGUGUGUACUCUUAGGGGCCCUGAACUUUGGCCUCUCCCUCCAAGACUGGUCUAAAGGAGACAGGAGCCCUUGCUUUCUCAAGCAUGGGUCUGGGAGCUAGGCAGGGCUCUGUCAUUUUGGGUGACCCUUAGGGACUUGAUUGACUUUCUGAUUUAAGCAAUAGAGAAUCCCUUCUGUUACUCAGGGAAGCUGUUCUCUGGCUCAUAACUGGUCAUAAUGUCCGUUGAUUACUUUUCCUGUCUUGAUUUCAUUAGAAUGUCAGCUCCAGAAGCUCUGGAAGGGCAGAGAAUUUUGUCUGUUUUUUUGUCUUCUGCUGUAUCACCGGCACCUAGGUCAGUGUCUGGCGUACAUAGUAGGUGCUCAAUAAAAACAUGUUCACUGAAUUUCUAAAA
Messenger RNA from Hyaena hyaena (striped hyena), 4211 nucleotides. It is a transcript of the gene PPP2R1B, whose product is annotated as protein phosphatase 2 scaffold subunit Abeta. Gene Ontology annotation, molecular function: protein binding; protein phosphatase regulator activity. Bases 25 to 1830 code for a protein of 601 amino acids. Gene Ontology annotation, biological process: protein dephosphorylation. The transcript has 15 exons. Gene Ontology annotation, cellular component: protein phosphatase type 2A complex; cytoplasm. NCBI's taxonomy places the organism in Eukaryota, Metazoa, Chordata, Mammalia, Carnivora, Hyaenidae. The record is from RefSeq and is a predicted model, not a curated record.